AUGUCGUCUCGCAACCGCCAAUCCCGCAACCCCAACCGCAACUCCUCGUCCAGCACUCAAGGCGAAGAAGCCCAGCUCUGGUCCCUCAUCAAAGACGAGAUCCGCGAGAUGGUCGAGACCAUCAACACCUCCAACGACCAGAUACGCGCAAUUCUCGCUCAGGACUCUCUCAUUGCCAAGUCACGCGAAGCGUCAAAAGAGAACCCCGAAGGAGAGAAAACCGACAUUGCAGCACUAGAACAAACCCUCGACACACUCAUCCGGGCCGGUGUUGGCGGUGCCGACAUCAGCAAACAAAAACUCCAAGAGGUGAUUGAGCAUGUCAUGGUCUUGCGAGCACUGGUCAAGGCGAGGGAGGAGAGCGAAGGUGUGGUGCAUAGCGUAGGCACGCCAGGACCUCAUUCAAGCAGUGCGGGACGGGAUAGAAACAGCUCCAGCCUUUUGGGGAGUGGAGGGAGGUCGAGUUCGGUCAGGGGGCAUGGGGGAAAGGGGGAUCGAGGAGAUCGUGAAGGGAGGGACAGGGACCGUGAUCGGGACAAGGAGAGGGAUAAACACAGCGACCGCGACCUCUCCUCCAUGUACGACUUUGACGGCGCCGGCGACUCACCUGUCCCCUCUCCUCUCUCAAGCCACACCAGAAAGCUCGGAGCCAACACUACCGCCGGCAGUGAUCGGGCUUCCACCGCCCGUGACAGCGUGCCUCCCCGCGACACUCCCUCCAAAGACAGCGUCCCUCCGGAACCCAACACCAGUACCACUUCCAACGGCACCACCUCAGCACCUACAACAGCAGGCGCCACCCAACGUGCCAAAGUCACCUUCCACAAGGGCCAAGACGUAGUCUUCAAGCCCAAACCCUCUCCGGCCACCGGCAACGAAACCACCGAAUGGAUGCUCGGGCGCGUGCAACAAGUUCUCGGCGAGGGUAAAUCCCGUCGCUACCGCGUGCAGGACGCCGAUCCCGAUCUGGAUCCGGACCAACGCGUCGAGUACCGCACUUCUGCCUCGAGCAUGAUCCCCAUUCCUGCCGCCGGCGAAGAAGAAAAGAAGCUACCGAAGCUGGAAAAGGGCAAAGUGGUGUUGGCCCUGUAUCCGGAUAGUACGACGUUUUACAAGGCGGAGGUGAUGGGAAUCGAAGCUGAAGGAGAGGGGGAGGGCAAGGAAAGGGUCAAGUUGAGGUUUGAGGGGGAGGAGAAUAGUGGGACGCUGCAGUUGGUUGAGAGACGGUUUGUGGUGGAGUACAGGGCUUAGAAGGCUGAGAGCGAUGGUGGUGAGGACGAUCACAAGGAUGUGGACGACUCGGAUUCUGAUUUGCCGCUGGCUUGGAGCAGGAAGAAGAGAAUGGAUAAGGAGGAGAAUAAGAGUAAGGACGAUCACAAGGAUGUGGACGACUCGGAUUCUGAUCUGCCGCUGGCUUGGAGGAAGAAAAUGCCUUUUCUUUCUGAACUUUCGCCUUUGAGCCAUGUUAAACUCAGCGAUGAUGGUGAGGACGAUCACGCUUGGAGCCUGGCUUGGAGGAAGAUGAACAUAGAUGAUGAGGAGAAUGAGAGUGAGGACGAUGAUGAUGAGGAGGGGGAGGAUAGGGAUACGAGUGAAAUGCCUUCAACGUCUGAACUUUCGGCUCUGGACGAUCUUAAACUCAGCGAUGAUG
This is a messenger RNA of Neurospora tetraspora, 1651 nucleotides long. Its product is annotated as SGF29 tudor-like domain-containing protein. The transcript is spliced from 2 exons. Lineage: Eukaryota; Fungi; Ascomycota; Sordariomycetes; Sordariales; Sordariaceae. Gene Ontology annotation, cellular component: SAGA complex. The record is from RefSeq and is a predicted model, not a curated record. The coding region runs from base 1 to 1251 and encodes 416 amino acids.